Messenger RNA from Vicia villosa (hairy vetch), 758 nucleotides. RefSeq lists its product as uncharacterized. NCBI's taxonomy places the organism in Eukaryota, Viridiplantae, Streptophyta, Magnoliopsida, Fabales, Fabaceae. The record is from RefSeq and is a predicted model, not a curated record. The coding region runs from base 58 to 495 and encodes 145 amino acids. The transcript has a single exon.
GAAAAUGGGUUUCAAAAGGAGGAAGGAGAGAACAAAAGAAAAGAAGAAAAAAAAAACAUGUGGUGUUGGUGUUCCAACGUGGUCAUCUCAGCACACGCCACACCAUGUUUCAAGGCUCUUGUUGUUCCCUCCGUCUCCGCCAGUUCUUUAUCACAGAGCCGCCGCCUCCGUCAAGAACCAAUCACCGAGCAUCAAGUUGGGAUAAUAGGCCACACCUUAACAGCCAAUCUCGAAUCCAAUUCAAAACCAGAAAAGCAACAGAUGAAUGGGUCAGAUGUGCUCUGGGCAUUGCAGAGAGCAACCACUCGUAAGAAGAUUAUCAAGAACAAUAAAAAGAAGGAGCGUGACCGUGGAAGGGAUUCAUCCUCUGCUGUCAGUUCCAUGGAAGAAAAUUCUAUGGACUACCAUGUCCGACCACUUUGCAUAAACGAUAAUUGGGGCACUAAAUUGGAUGAACUGGAAAAUCGUCUUCGUGACCUUUCAGAUACCACUUGAUUUCAUUUCACACUUGUUGGUAUUUUACACAUGGAACAGAAACUAUAUAUAUUUUCUUCUUCCGAGUCCAGUUAGACUCAGUAUAUUUGCAUUAUAGGGAACGAGGCGUGAAGAAUACCAUUGUAUGGAAAUUUCUCAGUAAUUUUCUGUUAGAUUUGUAUCUCUUUGAUUUUGUUGUCACUAUUUCUUUGUAUUUGUGGCAGCAUUGGUAUCUUGUUCGUUCCAUACAGCAAACAGCAAAAUAAACACAUUUACCUGAGCUA